AUGAUAAGAGCGCGAAACGACAACAAUUGUCUGAUAUCACGCGAGGAAUACGAGCCUAGAGUCGAGCUCACGAAGAUACAGUGGCGCGUGCCGCACAUGGUGUUGAAUGACGUCAAUAAAUUAUCGCUGUUGCGCGCGUUGGACAGCGGCCGAUAUCUGAGCGCGAUAUCUGAGCCCUUUCGCUCGUGGAAUCUCUACGAGUUUCCGUUUCUGCAGAGCACGGCUAAACACUCGUGGGCCGUAAAAGCGACCACGCAGCUCGAGAAAUCGCAUUACGUCAUCUUCGCAUUGCAGAUCGGAAGGAAGAACGUCCUGUCGCAGGACGCUUCCAGAUUCGACGCGUGCAAUCUGACCAACGUAAAGUUGUAUCUCAAUUCCGACUUCUAUCCGCACGACGAUAUGAAUUUGGACUUCGAUAAGAACAAGAUCGCCGUACUGUACGAUGCCUACGCGAGAUUUCGACGAUCGUAUUAUGGAUCCGCGAGCGACGAGACGCUCCUGACUGUGAACAAAUUUCUAUACUGCGGCCCGCUCUUAGUGAUAGAUUGUUCCCGCCAAAAUGAAGUGGUUAGGAGCGCCACUGUGGACGUUCGUCUGGAAUUCGACUGCAAGGACAAUGUUCCUUCUAACAUCACGGCGUACUGUUUAAUCAUUCACGAUCGCGUGGUGGAAUAUAAUCCGCUGACGAACGUCGUGCGUAAGAUCCUGUAA
This is a messenger RNA of Camponotus floridanus (Florida carpenter ant), 711 nucleotides long. RefSeq lists its product as uncharacterized. Bases 1 to 711 code for a protein of 236 amino acids. The record is from RefSeq and is a predicted model, not a curated record. NCBI's taxonomy places the organism in Eukaryota, Metazoa, Arthropoda, Insecta, Hymenoptera, Formicidae. The transcript has a single exon.